This is a messenger RNA of Bradysia coprophila, 1161 nucleotides long. Its product is annotated as odorant receptor 94a-like. The record is from RefSeq and is a predicted model, not a curated record. Gene Ontology annotation, biological process: detection of chemical stimulus involved in sensory perception of smell; sensory perception of smell. Gene Ontology annotation, molecular function: olfactory receptor activity; odorant binding. NCBI's taxonomy places the organism in Eukaryota, Metazoa, Arthropoda, Insecta, Diptera, Sciaridae. Gene Ontology annotation, cellular component: plasma membrane.
AUGUAUUCCACGGAGAUUCACAAAGGAAUAACUCUGUUGAUCUCAUUAUUUUAUUUCAUUGGCAUUUGGCACCGUGGAGAUAGACCUACAGCCAGAGAACUAAAAACGAAAAUAUUCUACAGCAUUUAUCAUCCACUUUUUAUCAUAUCAAUAGUCGUUGGAGGGGCUUCUGGAACGAAAAGCAUAGAUGCCAUUAUAUUCUUAGCGGAAACAUCACUUGCCGUUGCAGUUCUAACGAUCAAAUUUUGGCUUUUAAUAUGGAAACAGAACGAAAUUCGCGUUUUACUGAAUCGAGUUUGUGAAUUCACCAUUCGGAAUGAUGAUGACUACGUCACUUAUAAUGCAAAAUUAAAAGGAUUCAUAAAAUUUGUGAUGAUAUUUUUGGUCGCUGUAAUUGUGAAUGCUGUUUUGGUGUCGCUAGGUGUUCCGAUUAUUACGAGCGAAAAUAGUUUGUUUCUCGAAAUUGGAUUUCCUUUGGAUUGGAAAAAUAGUGAAGCUGCACUCGGCAUUGCAACCAUUUUCAUUUUAAGUGAACUGAUUUUGUCGGCCAUCGCUAUCAAUUUCUCUGUAAUAAUUUGGUAUUUACUGUUAACGUGCUCUUUGAGAUAUGAUGUGAUGGGAAGUGAGCUGACGAAUAUGGGACGAGCAAGUGAAGAAACGAUUGAGAAUAUGACGGAAAGGGAUGCUCACCGAAAUUUCUUUGAAGAAUUAAAAGCAGUAAUAGAUGCAUAUCGUCACUUAAGGGAUUUGACAUCGGAAUUGGGAUCCUAUUUCUCUAAUAUAAUAUUCGUACAAUUCAGCACCAGUGGCCUAUGUAUUUGCGGAUCUGUUUAUUGUCUAGCUUUUGAUGUCGGUGAUAGUCUACUGGAAAGUCUUAUACACAUUGUAAUGUUCUUUUAUUUUACGUCCGACCUGUUUAUGAUCACGUACUUUGGCAAUGAGAUUAUGCUUUCAAGCGAUAGUCUCUCCUACAGUUUGUUUGAAUCGAAUUGGAUCGAGCAACCGCAAUCAACCAAAAAAUGUGUCAUCAUUUUUGGUGAAUAUGUGAAGCAGCCACAGAUACUGCUGAUUGCCAAAUUGUACCCACUAACUUUGGAGACAUUUACAAAGAUUAUGAAUUCAGCUUACAGCAUGUUCAACAUUUCGAAAAAUUUUAAAUGA